Messenger RNA from Gastrolobium bilobum, 1253 nucleotides. RefSeq names its product lactoylglutathione lyase. Gene Ontology annotation, molecular function: metal ion binding; lactoylglutathione lyase activity. The transcript has 9 exons. Lineage: Eukaryota; Viridiplantae; Streptophyta; Magnoliopsida; Fabales; Fabaceae. The record is from RefSeq and is a predicted model, not a curated record. Bases 44 to 757 code for a protein of 237 amino acids.
UCUCUCUCUCUCUCAAUUACUCUUAUAAAUACCAAUUUUACAAAUGGCAUCUUUAUCUUCCCUCAGAGCCACCUCACACCGCCUUUCUCAGCUCCGAUUCAUCACCAAGCCCCACCCUUUCCUUUCCCCUCAUUCACUCCCAUUCUAUUUCUCAAUCACCCCCAAAACAAAGAAAUUGAGUCGAUUCCGAUUAUUCUCAAUGGCUGCAGAACCGAAGGAGUCACCUGCUAACAACCCCGGUCUCCAUGCAACUCCAGAUGAAGCUACUAAGGGAUACUUUAUGCAACAAACUAUGUUUAGAAUCAAAGACCCCAAAGUGAGCCUUGAUUUUUAUUCUCGCGUUUUGGGCAUGUCUUUGCUUAAGAGAUUGGAUUUUCCAGAGAUGAAGUUCAGCCUGUACUUUGUGGGCUAUGAGGAUACAGCAGAAGCUCCAACUAAUCCAGUUGAUAGAACAGUUUGGACCUUUGCUCAGAAGGCUACAAUUGAACUGACACAUAACUGGGGUACUGAAAGUGAUCCAGAGUUCAAAGGGUACCACAAUGGCAAUUCUGAACCUCGCGGCUUUGGACACAUUGGCAUAACUGUUGAUGACACCUACAAGGCAUGUGAAAGAUUUCAGAAUCUGGGAGUUGAGUUUGUUAAGAAACUAGAUGAUGGGAAAAUGAAAGGGAUUGCAUUUAUUAAGGAUCCUGAUGGAUACUGGAUUGAAAUAUUUGAUAAAAAAACAAUUGGAAAUUUAACACAAGCUGCUGCUUAAGACAAGACCUUCAGAUUUACUGUGAAUUUGGGACACAGCUACGAUGUAUAAUUGACCAAUUGCUUUUGAAGUGGCUCGUAUUUGUCAAACUUUCCGUUAAGAAUGAAUAAUUUGUAGUCAAAACUGAGUACCAAGGAUUGUGUUAUGAAUCCUAUGUUUUUAUUCGAAAUGCCUUAUAAUUGCUCGAUAAUAGAUUUUGAGGGUGUCUGCUAUCAAUCGGACAAGAUGAUACAUUUUUGUAUGUGCGUCGUGUUAUUAAUGGCAUGGGAAAAUGUUUUGUACUUUUAAAGGAACUAAGUUAUGUUCUUUCACCCCCUUAUAACUAUGUAUUCUGUGGAAUACAUAGUUAUAAUAUUAAAGUUGUAUUUUUUUUCACUUUUCACGUCAGCCGACAGCUUUUGAAGAGGAAAAAAGAACAAAUACAACUUUAAUAUUUAACUAUGUACUUCGGGAAGUAAAUAGUUAUAAAGGCGUAAAAUGACAUAACUUGGGUACU